UCCUUCUCUCUCUUUUCUCGUCCUCCUAUUUAGUUGUCAAGUGGUGUAUUCCACAUUUUAACUGUCACUUGGCAUUACUCGAUCGUUUCUAUCCAAUCGACUUUCCUUUUAUUCCUAAAACCGUUGUUGUACCAUUAAUCAUGAACAGGAUUGAAAUUCUGUCUUUGCCCAGGAACAGCUCCUCGAAGCUUUCAGAGCCAGGUUUGGCCCAAUUAUUUGACAGUUCUCUGCAGAUCGUUCAACAACCUCAAACGUUACAACUUCCUGAUACCCUACUACACUCACCACAUCAUCAUCAACCUCACAUUAUCCGACAUGAGUCUCACUAUCAGGAGCAGCAACAGCAACAGCAGCAGCAGCAGCAACAGCAUCAACUACAACAGCAACAUCGGCAGCGAGACAUCUUCUAUCGAAUUCAACCGCCCUUAUCCGACCGUUCCUCCUCUCUACCACCACAAUCACAACCAGAUAUCCAUUCUUUGUACAAGGAUCGUCAACUGAAUGACAUCAUUGCUCGAUUAACUAGGAUACUGACGCAUCCAGAGUUCCAACCCCGUCUCAUGAGAUCCAGCUACUCAUUUCGCCAUCAUAUCAUCGAUGUCCCACAUCAUCAAGUCCGACAAAGGCCACAGCGCACUGGCGCUAGAAUUACUGCUGACAAUCAACCAUCAAUUCACCAGUAUUAUGCUGAAGCCGUCUUUAAAAGGACAAAAAGAAGACGCCGAGAUUUACUAGACUAUCCCAUCUUUACAACAGGCGACCCGCCAGAUCUUGUCCGCCUCGCAAUCGAAUUUGGAUACACACCUUUUGUAGAUCAUCUGUUGCAUCGCGGCUUCCGUCCACGCGAUCUACCAGAAUAUUUCUCAAUGAUUCCAUUCUUGCCCGUUGAGACAAUAACAACUGUACCUGACCAUGAGGCUACGAUCAAAUCAUUGGAGGAGCUAAAUUGUAUCUGGGGGUGUAUGCGGGUCAGUAAUCAGGAACUCAUGGAGUCAUGCUCAAGAGCUGACCUGGAUGCAGUGUUUAAAGUGUUAGACGCAACACUUAUUAGCCCUCGACCGUCCUUGGAUGUCUUAAAGAGCGCGCAGUCCGAUCGUGAGCAUAGCGCAGCAUCAAAAGUCGAUAAAGGGAAGCAAAGGCACUCAUGUUAUGAUGAAGGUUGGAUUCACCAUGACCACCGACAUGAUUCCAUGAGUGUAGAGCCCGCCGCGCAUCGCUUGGGAGAAGAUGAUAUGAUGUUUGCUGCUGGUGUUGGCGCCGGACCAUCAGUCUCGCAACAAGCUUCUUCCCUUCACUCACGAAGUCGGACUGUGAUAGCUGAGGACAUUGCAUCGGCACCGAUAGAACAGAAUGUUCCAGUAAUUAUGCCCAUGCCCCCAGAAGCUUCUGGUCUAUCAACAGCCUAUGGUCCCACCUACCGCUCAGCUAUAUUUCAAUCCAGACAAAGAGUCGAUAGCGAUAGCAGCUUGGAGCAAUACAGCCCUCUAUCAGACCAAGGGCGCUCUGAGUCGAAGCUGCAUAUGCCAUGGGUUGAUGGCCGAGCCCUAACAAGCGCUCUUCUAGCUAUCUGCUUCCGUCGAGAUGGAUAUGGAUCUGAGGAGGCAGAAGCGCUGGAGGAGAGCAGAGCUGUUCCGAUUGUAAGCGAGAUAUUGAAGUAUGAUUGUAUGCUUACAGCCCAGGCCUUGGGACAAGCAGUACUAGGUGCUGCUUACUCGCGAUCACCAGGCUCUCUGAAGAGGGCUCAGGAGCGGCGACAGCAAUUUUUACGAAAGCAGCGGUACGACCAAAGAGGGCCAUCAUCAUCAUCUAAUAGUCAGCCAAAUCCAGCUUCACAGAAAAGUCUGGACUCCAGGGAAUACUUAGGAGAUGGCAAAGGCAGUAUUUGUGUGAUGGAUCUGCUGAUGGAAAGAAUUGGGCCUCGACACCUUUUAAGUAAUUUUCAACAAGACCAUCGACGUCAACAAGCACGCGAGUUGAUCUGUCGUGAAGCUGGGAUAUGUGGUAUUGGUACUCGAUUAAGUUACUUCAAUGGCCAGGGUAUUGGCCAGGCAUCGUAUAAUGUCUCAUCAACGUUACACAAUGCUAGUCGGACGUUAUUUACAGGAAGUGGAACCAGGUUUACUAACAGCUACAUGCUUCCGCGGGGAGGCUUCCGUGGGUUCGGGGGCAAUAGCAGCAGCCACUCGAGCUCCGUGGAAAAUGCAGGCAACUAUGAAGCUGGCUCUGGAGAACCUUUAAUAGCCAUUCAGAAGAAGAGGGCCUUCGGAGUACCUCCGCCAUCGAAACUGACGCUCUAUUUGGUUCAGAGGGCCAUUGGCAGCCAGCUAUCGAUACAGACUAUGUUGUUUCUGAUUCAAAUCUGGCGUUCGGUAGCAUUGGAAGCAGUACUCAUCAAGCUCGCGUCCUGGCCCAGGUAUUGUGGGAUUGCUAUCCAAGUCCAAGCACCUGAGCAUAUCGUCAAGGCCCUGUUGAAAAUGGGUUUCCGGUUCUUUAGCAUCUGCGAUCUCGACAUCAGACGAUCACCACCUCUGGCACUACAGUUCCGAGAGCAAGAGAGAAUGAAUCGACAAUUAAUCGAGUUCUAUCAAGCAAGCAAGCGCGUAGGUCUAGCUCCGCUUCAGUUUUACUAUCCCCAAAUCCACCAUCUUGGCAGCGGUAGCAACACCAUAAUAGGCACCUACAUGUUUGGCAAGACGUCGUCUUCAGCCCAACCGCCUUCUGAUCGUUCGCAAUUCGUUUUGGCACCUAUACAGCUCGGCGAAUCAAUUGAGCAAAUAACGAGCGCUAUUAAUUAUUUGGGCCUUGAUGUCGGUCAGCCCAUCAGGCAAGCGGCAGCUACAUGUUUCCAACAAAAGGAGCUGCUACUCAAAGUAUUGCUUGAUCACCGCUUACUCAUUGCUCAGGACGCGCUAUCAGGAGCUGUGCAGGUGGCAGCGUCUGUCGGAUGGAAACGCGGCCUUGAGAUUCUACUAAUGGAAAAUGGUGAAUGGAGGCGGAUAUUGAUCCUAGUGACAACGACAACCACGGGCAAUGAUAUUCAAAGAGGUAUAAGAAGGGCUAGGGCUGCUACGAUUGAUGGAACUUGGGAGAACAGCCCCGCGCCACCGUGGUCACCGUCGACACCGAAGCGACAGCAGCCAGUUACACCUAAGCCUGGAUCACACGGGAUGUCCGGCAUCAAUUGCUCUAAUAUUGGUAUCGCAUCAUCCAUAACUACAACUGUCGUCUUAUCCACAUUCAUUCUGUCGCCUCCUCCUGUGCAGGGCCCUGUUAUUCCCUCAAUACGAACAUAUCCCUGCGAACAAGCUGUCAUCAUUUCUGCCAAACCUCCCAAGCAACUGCAUCAGCAAGAAGGAAAACAGAACCAAAAGCAUUGCCACGAUGAAAUUAGGAGCCAAACCAUAACUAAGCAAAAACCACCAGAGAAAGUUGCGCAACACCGAAACUUCCACCCGCAAUGA
Messenger RNA from Lobosporangium transversale, 3461 nucleotides. RefSeq lists its product as hypothetical. The record is from RefSeq and is a predicted model, not a curated record. Bases 141 to 3461 code for a protein of 1106 amino acids. The transcript has 10 exons. Lineage: Eukaryota; Fungi; Mortierellomycota; Mortierellomycetes; Mortierellales; Mortierellaceae.